Messenger RNA from Cryptomeria japonica (Japanese cedar), 582 nucleotides. RefSeq lists its product as uncharacterized. Bases 18 to 326 code for a protein of 102 amino acids. The transcript has 3 exons. The record is from RefSeq and is a predicted model, not a curated record. Lineage: Eukaryota; Viridiplantae; Streptophyta; Pinopsida; Cupressales; Cupressaceae.
UUGCAUUCUUAGGAAAGAUGGAAGCUCAAGCAGUUGAUAAGAGCACUGAGAUUAAAAGCAGCAAAAAGAUUGAGAUUUAUGAGAAUAAACCCAACAUUGCUCAUUCACAAAAGGCGGCUGCAGUUGGUGUAGAAACCAAAUCCAAAGUUAAAGCAGCAGCUACAGACACUACCACCGUAGCCACUAUAAAAGACGAGGAAGAGAAGGUUGGCGUGGAUAAGGAUGGGAGUGUGGGUGCAAGUUCAACACGGGAAAUAGCAGUGACAGCAAAGAGACCUACUUCUCCUCCUCGUGUUGACUCUCCUUCCCCUGAACAAAACAACUGAUUCAUCAUGAACUUGAUUGAAGAUCUUUCUACAAUAUUAUAUUAUAUAUUAUGCCGCGAAUAUUUCUUUUAAGUGUGUUUGGCCAUUAACUAUAUUUUGUGAGAGUUAAGAACUGCUAUAUAAUAAGAGUUUCUCUACCUUUCAAUUAUAUAUUAUACCACUGGUGCUUCUUAUAAAAGUGGUUAUUAAUGCUCAUAUAAUGUAAGAGUUGAUUAUUAUUAUUAUAUAAGAAAUAGCUUCCCUUAUUUGAUGUGUU